Ictidomys tridecemlineatus (thirteen-lined ground squirrel) is the source of this 3580-nucleotide messenger RNA. It is a transcript of the gene P2ry2, whose product is annotated as purinergic receptor P2Y2. Gene Ontology annotation, molecular function: G protein-coupled purinergic nucleotide receptor activity; A1 adenosine receptor binding; G protein-coupled UTP receptor activity. Gene Ontology annotation, biological process: blood vessel diameter maintenance; phospholipase C-activating G protein-coupled receptor signaling pathway; positive regulation of mucus secretion. Gene Ontology annotation, cellular component: plasma membrane. The record is from RefSeq and is a predicted model, not a curated record. NCBI's taxonomy places the organism in Eukaryota, Metazoa, Chordata, Mammalia, Rodentia, Sciuridae.
UGUCUAGCCACUGGACCAUCCAAAGAGCCAAUAGAUGGACAGUGGUAGGUGGGAGGAUGAGUGGGAUGGCUCCCUUUCACAGCAAAGAGGCCCUGAGAGGACUGGAACAGUGGCUGAAAGUCCCUGAUCCCUGAGUCAGUGCCAGAACCUACACUCCUGACUUCUAAACCAGAAAUGAGGCCGGGUAAGGAGGCUCUCCUUCAUUCAUGCUUACACAUAAGCCAGGACACAGCACCUCCCAGGACCUUUAGGAUAGCAGCAGGGAGAAGGGCCCCCUGGUCCCUGCCCUCCUGAGCUCAGACUGGAGAGGGACAGAAACACGGUCUAUGACUACAUAAGGCCAUCAGAGUGGGGUUGAGGGCAGAGAAGGGAAUUAAAGCAGCUAAAGAUGAGAGACCAAAAAGAAUGAGGAAUCUGGUGACCUGCUGGUGGAAUGAAGGAAGGGGAAGGAGAGCACAGGGACAGGACCUCCCUUCACUGCUAGGGGCUGGAGAGAGAGGCAGAGACCUGAGUGUUCCCUGGGCUUUCUGGUCUCAGCGUGGUGACCUGAGUUGGUCCCAUCAAGGAGAACAGGUGCUGGGGCAGGAACAGGAUAGAGGCGGCGAAUCGUCGCAAAGGUCCCUCAGUGGGUAAUGACCGGAACCAGGCCAGCUUGCAAACCUAGUAAAACUUUGGCGUCUCUCAGUAUCUUUUCUCACAAGUUCCCUGCGCUCCCUGCUCCUCUGAGUGAGUCUGACGGCUUCUUCCUUCUGCCGGGCCAGGUCGUAGGACCGUCGGUCGCCGCCUGCGCUUCCUGCCGCAGCACCCUUUGCGGGUGCGCUGACCCCACGACUGUGGGGCUGGGCGGCGUCCCCAGAGUGGUGCCGGGUGGCGAGGUGGCGAGGUAUCUACUCGGGCGUGUGGGGGCGGUGCCGGGGUCUGUCCAGAGUCCGCUCCGCCCCCGGGGGCCAGGCCGCAGGGUAGGGAGCGAGGUGGGGCGGGGCGGGGGCCGCGGCGCUCCCAGGCACGUGGGACCCUGCGCAGCGGCAAGACGUCGGCACCGGCCCCGGGGAACAGCGGCCACAGCACCUGGGGCGGACGAAUUCAGCGUGGAGGCAAGGGACAGGCCGCCUAGUGGGAGAUCGAACCCUCGGAGAGGUUGGCGGGCGCUGCCCAGGGACGCUGCCGGUCCGACUGACGCGGGUGCGGACUCGGCGCUGGGCGAGGAAUGGGCCGUGUGUCAUUGCCCGACCAGGGCAUGGUUCCGAGCCUGAGUGUGGCGCGUAACUGGACGGCGGGACGCCCCGUGAAUCCGUGAUCUUUGUCUUCGCUGGCGCGCAGAUCUCAGAGCCCCUGCUAUAGCUGUCUGCCCUGAAAAAUGCUGGAGGCUGGGCAAGGCCAGAGGCCGGGAAACCAGUUUAUCCUGUUUGCCAGAAGAGCUCCCUGCGGCAGAUCCAGGCCUGUGCAUUCAUGAGUGAGGAACCUGAGCAGCCUCUGAGCAUCCUGAAGGGUGAUGGAGGUGGGCCUGGACCUCUGGAAUGACACCGUCAAUGACACCUGGGAUGGGGAUGAGCUGGGCUACAGGUGCCGCUUCAACGAGGACUUCAAAUACGUGCUGCUGCCUGUGUCCUACGGCGUAGUGUGCGUGCUCGGGCUGUGUCUGAACGUCGUGGCGCUCUACAUCUUCUUGUGCCGCCUCAAGACCUGGAACGCCUCCACCACGUACAUGUUCCACCUGGCUGUGUCCGACGCUCUGUACGCGGCUUCCCUGCCGCUGCUGGUUUAUUACUAUGCCCGCGGCGAUCACUGGCCCUUCAGCACGGUGCUCUGCAAGCUGGUGCGCUUUCUCUUCUACACCAACCUCUACUGCAGCAUCCUCUUCCUCACCUGCAUCAGCAUUCACCGGUGCUUGGGGGUCCUGCGCCCUCUGCGCUCCCUGCGCUGGGGCCGGGCCCGCUACGCCCGCCGGGUGGCAGCGCUGGUGUGGGUGUUGGUGCUGGCCUGCCAGGCACCUGUGCUCUACUUUGUCACCACCAGCGCACGUGGGAGCCGCAUCACCUGCCAUGACACCUCGGCCCCUGAGCUCUUUAGCCACUUUGUGGCCUACAGCUCGGUCAUGCUAGGUCUGCUUUUCGCCGUGCCCUUUGCCACCAUCCUGGUCUGUUACGUGCUCAUGGCACGGCGGCUGCUUCAGCCAGCUUAUGGGAGCACAGGAGGCCUGCCGCGGGCCAAGCGCAAGUCGGUGCGCACCAUUGCCCUGGUGCUGGCUGUCUUCGCCCUCUGCUUCCUGCCUUUCCACGUCACCCGCACCCUCUACUACUCCUUCCGCUCGCUUGACCUCAGCUGCCACACCCUCAAUGCCAUCAACAUGGCAUAUAAGAUUACCCGGCCGCUGGCCAGCGCCAACAGUUGCCUUGACCCUGUGCUCUACUUCCUGGCCGGGCAGAGGCUUGUCCGCUUUGCCCGAGAUGCAAAGCCACCCACAGACCCCAACCCUACUACCCCGGCUCGGCGCCGGCUGGGCCUGCACAGGUCUGGCAGAACUGAUGCCAAGAGGACAGAUUUGUCAGCCAGCAGUGAGGACUCCAGGCGGACAGAGUCCACACCGGCUGGGAACGAGAACACUAAGGACAUCCGGCUCUAGGACCUGACCCCUCAGGCCUGUGCAAGUUUAUAUGGAGGGAGCUGUAAGGGACCAGGGCUUGUUCAAAUGGGACAGUGUACCCAGAAAUUGACCAUCUGUGACUGUCACUUGGCAGGGCCUCGGGAUACUUUCCUUACGGUCCAGACAGUCAGCUGCCAUCAUUUGUAUGUGUGAGUUGGGUAAUAAGAUUUCAAAACAGACACAUGUUUAGGGCCAGUGCCACCUGACUCCCAUGCAGAUGGUUGGCUGAUCCUGUCAAGGUAUCUAGACUGGAAUCCAGCCUGAUCAAGUCAAAUGGAGAAGGCCCUGAGAGGAAGGAGAUGUACCAGGGUCAAACAGCAGUCUAGACCUGAGAUAGCUACAGUGGAGCAGAGUCACAGGUUAAUCAGAGGGCCCUGGUGAGGAGUCAGGGUCGAGCUCCCACAGCAGUCUGGGGUGGGACUACGUGCUUAGUGGACUCAGCUUAGAAGAGUACUCCUAGCCCGAGAGAUGAACAUCUGGGAACUGAUGUGAUAAACCCAUCUGGAGGCUCCCAGCCUACAGCCUACACUUAGAGGCUGUAACUGAAACUAAAGAUUAUGCUGCUUGUUGAGCUGUGCUCUGUUGUUUGGUCAGAGGAUGGGGAUGCAGCCUGGGAGGGUUUCAACACCCCUUAAAAGCCUUUCUCCAGCCUGUUCUCUUCUGCCAUCUGCUUUCCCACUGGCUGCUUCAGGGGAGUUUCACAUCAGGGAUCCCUCUGUAGGCCUCAGGUGCUCUCCCACUUUAAAGCCAGUUGGUUUCUGUGCCAAGAGUCAGGUGGGGUUCCAGUCCUUGGAGUUCCCCAAUUUAGGUAACAACCAGUUAUAUGCUGGUUAUUGUUAAACCUUUUAAGUAGAUCUCUGGCAGCAGGGAACCCCUUAUUUGUAGCAUUGCCAAUGAUACAAAUAUUCCUACUAUACACAAUUUCAAAUUACCAAA